Messenger RNA from Vigna angularis (adzuki bean), 929 nucleotides. RefSeq names its product GPI-anchored protein LLG1. NCBI's taxonomy places the organism in Eukaryota, Viridiplantae, Streptophyta, Magnoliopsida, Fabales, Fabaceae. Bases 245 to 760 code for a protein of 171 amino acids. The transcript is spliced from 3 exons. The record is from RefSeq and is a predicted model, not a curated record.
AUUACACUCUCAAGAACCAAACAACACCAAAAUUUCUUAGUUCAACUUUCUUCUCUAAUUCUACCAAUUUUCAUCCUUUUUUUUUUUUAUAUAUUUGCGUUAAAAUCUUCUUCUCAUUACACGUUACUAAGUCAGAAACAUAAAUCUGUUACAAGAAAAACAAAAAUCUAAGAUCAACGAACAACCUCUUCUUCUGUUUCUAUCAUUUGGAUCUACCCUUUCUUCUCUCAGUUUUGAACUAGUCAUGGUGUUUUCUCUCCACAAACGCUUCUGGGUUUCUUCCUGGUUUCUCCUUUUCUUCUGGGCCCUCUCUGUUUCUUCUCUCACUCCCACUUUUCUUUCUGACCACAUUUUCCAUUCUCAAGCACAAGCACAAGCUGGUCGGAACCUCCUUCAGGCGAAAAAAGGUUGUUCUGUGAAUUUUGAGUUUUUAAACUACACAAUAGUCACAAGCAAAUGCAAAGGACCCAAAUACCCUCCCAAAGAAUGUUGUGGGGCGUUAAAAGAAUUUGCUUGCCCUUAUGCAGAUGUUUUGAAUGAUCUCACAAAUGAGUGUGCCACAACCAUGUUUAGUUACAUGAAUCUCUAUGGAAAAUACCCUCCUGGCCUCUUUGCUAGUGAGUGUACAGAAAGCAAGCGUGGUCUUGAAUGUCCUGCAUUGCCACCAUCAGUAUCAGCAGAUGACACUUCAAAUCAAUUUCUACACUCUCCAUCUCUGUUGCUGCUGCUCACAACCUGCUUCUUAAUCUUGUUAUUCUGAUACAUUUAUACCAACUUUCAUUCUUUUUCUUGCAUUAUAUUGAUGCAUUGCCAUUUUUUGUAUGUUGUGUGUGAAUUGCUGUUUGAGCCAAAAAGAAAAAAUGGCCAUGUGCCUGUAGUUUGAGGAUUGUAUUAACCAAUUAUGUAUUGAAAAAAGUUACUUGUGCCAA